Messenger RNA from Fonsecaea nubica, 2046 nucleotides. RefSeq lists its product as hypothetical. The record is from RefSeq and is a predicted model, not a curated record. Gene Ontology annotation, molecular function: guanyl-nucleotide exchange factor activity; protein binding. Gene Ontology annotation, cellular component: cytoplasm. The coding region runs from base 1 to 2046 and encodes 681 amino acids. The transcript has a single exon. NCBI's taxonomy places the organism in Eukaryota, Fungi, Ascomycota, Eurotiomycetes, Chaetothyriales, Herpotrichiellaceae.
AUGUCACUCCUCCAGCUGCCAGACGAUGUGAUUCCCUCCAUCUUAACCCACCUUGAUCCACAGGACUACCUCGCAUUCUGCCGAGCAUCAAAGGCCGUAUACUUGAAAUAUCGACAAGAUUCCGUGUACUGGAGACAUGAAGCCUCGAACACAUUCCGUCUCCCGAUCAGCCCCCUUCUCGCGGCCGAUGGCCCUCGCUGGUACUGGCUGUACAAACGACUCAAGACCCAAACUCGUCUUUACACUUGGGGCCAAGGAUUGAAAGGGAGCUUGGGACCUGGAAGAGCUCUCCCAGUGCCUCGUCGACCACUGCCUCAAGGUCCACAUCAUAUUCCCCAGAGGGUCCUUCCACGCGUCCCACAUCGUCCUCUCCCAACCAUGAUCCAUUCACGACCGUUCCAGCGAGCCUCCUCCACCUGGCCCACAGAAGUUCACAUCCCCGACGACGUAGGAGUGAUAGCUGAUCUUCAGUGUGGAGGCUGGUCCACUACCAUUUUGUCCUCAGACGGCAAGCUAUACACCACCGGCUCAAUCGAUUCUAUGGACGGCAGAGUGGUAGGCGAAUCUUCCGACCACUUCCGCCAGCUCGAAUAUCUAACUCAGAGCACCUCCGCCGUCCGACAAUUUUCUUCAGGUCGUCGUCAUAUCCUGGCACUCACUGAUGAAGGGAAAAUACUCUCCUGGGACAGAAUUAAUGCCAAAGGCCUCAUGGUCUUCUCGCGGAUUGGGACAGAUUUCGGCGGACGACCUACUAGAGUCGCUGCAGGUUGGGCAGAGAGCUCUGCCUAUGUGCCGAAUAUAGGUAUCGUCUAUUGGACCCCCAUUCAAAAUGACCAAGUGGACGAAAUGCUGGAUGGGAAGGAGGUCAAAGAGAGGAUCAUUCCAGGAACUGCGAAGCGAACAGCCGAGACGGGAGACGUGGAGGUCCUCAAACACAUCGUUCUUGAGAAUUACAUCGUUUGGAUCACGAACGAGUCCAAGGUCUACGCAUGUGCUGUCCAUGUCGACAACCCUGAUCAGCCUGGACCAAGUCAUCCUCCAUUCGAGCUCCCGGGCUUCGACGCACCAGAUCGUGAAUUGAAAGAUAUCCAGGGCCAGUUUCACAGGUUUGGUGUGUUCACAGCAGCAGGCGAAGUACUUGCUGGUGACGUAGACUACAUCAGACGUUGUGCUGAAACCGUUCGAUCCCACCCCGACGUGCUAUCAUCAGAGGAUUGGUCUACCAUGACCACACUGCUUGCCUCCAGACCGCAGGACAUACCUGCCAUGCAGCAUACAGGCGUUAUAGCACUUGCGUAUGGCGACUACCAUUACCACGCCCUGCACGCUAACGGCAAAAUCACUUCGUACGGUACGGACUCCCAAAGCUGUGGUUCACUAGGUCUUUCUGGUCCGGAACAUGGCGGUCGGUUUCGUGGCUUGCGCAGAGAAAGACCUGGCCUACGAAGUGAUGCUGUGUUACUUCCCAUUGCCAAUAUCCGUGGUCGUCAAAUCUGGUUUGAGCCUGAACGGAAGGAUUGGCUGCAAUGGAUGGAAGACCAGCUAAGUCAACCACAUUUCGCAUUGAACGGCCAGCUAGCCCGCCAUAUCUGGGACGUUGAUGCGGUAAAGCAAGCUGCAUUCAGUGAAUGGGUCGAGCAGGAAGGCAAGCAUUGGGAAGAAGGACCCGCGAGCAAUGUACCCACAGAGUCAGAUGCUCAGCCAGGCAAGAGCCAGACCACAGAGGACUAUGCCAACCUCGAGUCAUACUUCCCAAUAGCCAUCGCAGCUGCGGGCUGGCACAGCGGCGCUUUGGUUCUGGUCGACGAGGAUAAAGCCCACGAGGUGCGCAGCAAAUGGGUCGUGUCCAGGCAGGAAAGCGACGAAGAUAAGACACGCUCAAUGCCAGGUGCGUUUGAGAGUCUGGAUCCCGACGAGGUCUAUGUAUGGAAGAGAGACGGAUUUCCCAAGGUGCAGUUACCGAAUGGGGUCGAAAUGCCUGGUGAAGGCGAGCUGAGGCCAUGGAGAGACGGGAGACCGACCAUGAAGGAACUGGGCCUUGAAUGA